UCGUCUCUAUUUCACUAUCAGCGUGAGCAGAAACAACUCGGCUCGGACCUGGAUCGAGAGAAUCGGAGGCGUCCGUGUCACACGUGAAGGGGAUCGAACUCCGUUUGCUGGUUUGGAUCGUCGCUCCUCUGCUCGCGCCCACAGGUGAAUUUCCGAACAGGUUUGACGAGAAUUUACCCCGAGAGGAAGUAAAAGGACGCCCGGGUGCCUUUGGGUGUUUACUCUCUUCCAGACCGUUGGGAGGUACGGACACAAAGUCGACUGGAAUUCCCCCAACCCAACCCACCCACCAACCCCCCCAAUUCUUCAUCACCUGCUCAGGUUUUUUCCUCUUGGCCGUUGGGAGUCAUGAAGCUGUGGAUCGCCCUCGUCCUCGCCGCCGCCGCCGCCGCGGGAGCCUCGGCACAGAACUGUGACCCAUGCGGUUCCAUGAAAUGGGCCACCUGCGAUGGGAACCCAUGCGUGUGCACGAUCCUGUUGGAUGCGGGUGUGAAACAAAAGCUGGACUGCAGCAAAAUGGUCCCCAAGUGCUUCCUAAUGAAGGCCGAGAUGUACAGAGCCAAGAAAGGCCAGGACACGCGCACGAUAGGAGGGAAGCCCGUGGAGACGGCGUUCGUGGACAACGACGGCAUUUAUGACCCGGACUGUGAGAACGACGGCACGUUCAAGGCCAAGCAGUGUAACAACACCGAGGAGUGUUGGUGUGUUAACAGCGCCGGGGUCAGGCGAACUGACAAGGGCGACAAGAACCUCAAGUGUGAGAAGCUGGUGGAGACCUACUGGGUGCGCAUAGAGCUGAAACACAAAAAAUUGACAAACUCGGUGGAUGAGAAAAAGCUGAAGGUGGCCAUGCAGGAUGCCAUCUACAAACGUUAUGACAACUUCAACAAGGACCUUGUAACAGACGUCCAGUAUGACCCUGAUAACAACCUGAUUGUUGUGGAUGUGAAGAAGGAAAGAGGAAACCGAAAGAGUGACUUGACCCGCAUGGCCUACUAUAUGGAGAAAGACGUGAAGGUGCUGCCCCUGUUCAAGGACCAGGCCAAGUUCACGCCCAGUGUGGAUGGCCAGAAUCUGGAGAUGGAGAAUAUUCUGAUAUACUACGUGGACGAGGAAGCCCCCACUUUCACCAUGAAGAGACUGACAGGGGGCAUCAUUGCAGUCAUUGUGGUGGUGGUUCUGGCCGUGGUUGCUGGCCUGCUGGUUGUGUUCUUUGCCAAGAGGAGAGAGAAGCAGCAGUAUGCCAAGGCUGAGCCCAGAGAGAUGGAGGCCAUGUAAAAUGUCACGAGUGGAGUUCAGCGCAGGAAUCAACAGCUUCUAUGUAGGAACUUGUUUGUAAUGGAAGGGUGCCUUUUUUAAUGUCUACUUUAAUGAAUUGAGUUUGUAAAGGAAUGAUCCAAUUUUUUUUUUCCGGUAGCACCAUUACCAUACUGCAUUAUUUUAUUUAUAAACUCUUAAGUUUGCGCGUUGCAUGUCUUUGGACGCAUCGGCUGUGCAUUUUUUAAUGCUUAUGACAAGUAAUCCAUUUAUUGUUAAAUGCCACACGGAGAACUUUGAGUUCUAGAUUGUACAGUUUUCUUAAAAAUUUGUUGUGUUGCAUUGUUUGUAAUAAAAGUGAUUUUUAAAGGAG
Molecule: messenger RNA, 1630 nt
Organism: Lampris incognitus (smalleye Pacific opah)
Lineage: Eukaryota; Metazoa; Chordata; Actinopteri; Lampriformes; Lampridae
Gene: epcam
Product: epithelial cell adhesion molecule
Exons: 9
Coding region: 349-1278 (309 amino acids)
Cellular component (GO): membrane
Source: RefSeq, a predicted model, not a curated record